Acaulospora morrowiae is the source of this 849-nucleotide messenger RNA. The record is from the annotation of a GenBank genome assembly. NCBI's taxonomy places the organism in Eukaryota, Fungi, Glomeromycota, Glomeromycetes, Diversisporales, Acaulosporaceae.
AUGGUCCAUCAGCAGAUGGCUUCGCAAGAAAUUACGGUAGCAUAUUUGGGUCCUGCCGGAUCGUAUACACACCAAGCUGCUCUUGGAAAGUUUGGUAAUAGCGUAACUUACCACCCUCAGGCAACAAUAGAUGACGUCUUUAAAUUCGUGGAAGAAAAACACACAACCUAUGGCGUCGUUCCUUUCGAGAAUUCGACCUUCGGGUCUGUGGUAACCACAUUGGAUCGGCUUGUUUCAUCAAAAACCCAGAUCAUUGGCGAAGCUUACUUAGAGGUGAACCAUAAUCUUCUCGCGAAGUCGAAUAUCAAAUCGGUAAAAAGAAUUUAUAGUCAUCCACAGGCAUUUGGGCAAUGUCGAAAAUGGAUUAAUACACAUCUUAAAGGCGCUCAAUGCAUUGAUGCAUCAUCUACUAGCCGGGCUGCAGAGUUGGCGGCUUCAGAGUCAGCCUCGGCGGCGAUAUCUAGUAUUGUUUGUGCAGAGCUGUAUGGGUUAAAUGUGUUGGAGAAAGAUAUUCAGGAUUUACGAGGAAAUAAGACGCGUUUUUUCAUCCUCGGAAACUCGCCAUCUGGAUCAACAGGUGAUGAUCGAACUCUGCUUUUAUUCACAGUAGAUCACCGAAAACCUGGUGCUUUGUGUGACUGCCUGAAAACUUUCAAGGAUCACAAUAUCAACCUAACAAAGAUUGAUUCAAGACCCUCAUUACAAAGACAAUGGAAUUAUGUAUUUUUUGUUGAAUUCGAAGGUCACAAAGAUGAUAGUAACGUAAGGAUGUCCUUGAAUGAUAUAGGUGAAUAUUGUUUAGGUUUAACGGUGCUGGGAAGCUAUUCAAAUAAAAGAACGGAAGAUUAA